UUUCCAGCGCGCGAGAGGAAGUGACUGCGAGAGGGUGCGUGAGGGCGAGGGAGCGCGGCGCGGCGCGGCCGCCGCGUGCGCGAGCCGGGUUGCAGCCCAGCAGGGACUUUCCAGCCGGCGGCGGCGGCGGCCGCCGGCCCUUCCCCGCCCCCCGACAUGGGGCUGCCCGGGGAGCAGGACGCUGCGGACCGCGGCGGAGGACGCGCCCAGCGCCCCUGAGCCGGCCGAGCGGCGCGGACGCGGGUAAGGGACUCCACUACAUUAUCUGAAGAAGGAUAAGGUUGACGCUGCUUUGCUUUUUCUUUAUUGAAAUCUCUUCCCGCCUGAUCAAGCUUAGAUACAUCUUCUUACAGCAUAUGACACACAGGCUCGUUCUCCAGCCAGCAGCUUAGCUCAGGAGUGGGCCGUGCAUGGGCCAGGAUGCGGGACCCUGAGCAGGACUGUGAGAGGCCCCUGGGGCCCGCUGCAGAGCUACCCACGUCAGCGCCUCACAUUCCAGGAUGGAGCCGAGUAAAAAGCUGGACGCAGCCGGCACCCUGCCAGCCAACCCCCCACUGAAGCUGCACCCCGACCGCGGCGCCGGGCCUGCCGUCCUGGUCCCAGAGCAGGGGGGCUACAAGGAGCGCUUCGUGAAGGCCGUGGAGGACAAGUACAAGUGCGAGAAGUGCCGCCUGGUGCUCUGCAACCCCAAGCAGACCGAGUGCGGACACCGCUUCUGCGAGACCUGCAUGGGCGCCCUGCUCAGCUCCUCCAGCCCGAAAUGCACUGCGUGUCGAGAAGGCAUCAGCAAAGACAAGGUGUUUAAGGAUAAUUGCUGCAAGAGAGAGAUUCUGGCCCUUCAGAUAUACUGUAGGAACGAAGGCAGAGGCUGUGUAGAGCAGUUAGCACUGGGGCACCUGCUGGUGCAUUUGAAGAAUGAUUGCCAGUUUGAGGAACUUUUGUGUGUCCGUGCCGACUGCAAAGAGAAGGUGCUGAGGAAGGACCUGCGUGACCACGUGGACAAGGCCUGUAAAUACCGUGAGGCCACGUGCGGCCACUGCAGAAGCCAGGUCCCAAUGAUAACGCUGCAGAAACACGAAGACACCGAGUGUCCCUGCGUGGUGGUGUCCUGCCCUCAUAAGUGCAGUGUCCAGACCCUUCUGAGGAGCGAGUUGAGUGCACACUUGUCAGAGUGUGUCAAUGCCCCCAGCACCUGUAGUUUUAAGCGCUAUGGCUGCGUUUUUCAGGGGACAAACCAGCAGAUUAAGGCCCACGAGGCCAGCUCCGCGGUGCAGCAUGUCAACUUACUCAAAGAAUGGAGCAACUCUCUAGAGAAAAAGGUUUCCUUGCUGCAGAAUGAAAGUGUAGAAAAAAACAAGAGCAUACAGAGUUUGCACAACCAGAUAUGCAGCUUUGAAAUUGAAAUUGAGAGACAAAAGGAAAUGCUUCGAAAUAAUGAAUCCAAAAUACUUCAUUUACAGCGAGUAAUAGACAGCCAAGCAGAGAAACUGAAGGAGCUCGACAAAGAGAUCCGCCCCUUCCGGCAGAGCUGGGAGGAGGCAGGCAGCAUGAAGAGCAGCGUGGAGUCGCUCCAGAGCCGGGUGACCGAGCUGGAGAGUGUGGACAAGAGUGCGGGGCAGGCGGCUCGGAACACAGGCCUGCUGGAGUCCCAGCUGAGCCGGCACGACCAGAUGCUGAGUGUCCACGACAUCCGCCUGGCCGACAUGGACCUGCGGUUCCAGGUCCUGGAGACCGCCAGCUACAACGGUGUGCUGAUCUGGAAGAUCCGCGAUUACAAGCGGCGGAAGCAGGAGGCCGUCAUGGGGAAGACCCUGUCCCUCUACAGCCAGCCUUUCUACACCGGCUAUUUCGGCUACAAGAUGUGCGCCAGGGUCUACCUGAACGGGGAUGGCAUGGGCAAGGGGACGCACCUGUCGCUGUUCUUCGUCAUCAUGCGCGGAGAAUACGACGCCCUCCUUCCCUGGCCGUUCAAGCAGAAGGUGACGCUCAUGCUGAUGGACCAGGGGUCCUCCCGGCGACACUUGGGGGACGCUUUCAAGCCGGACCCCAACAGCAGCAGCUUCAAGAAGCCCACCGGCGAGAUGAACAUCGCUUCCGGCUGCCCAGUCUUCGUGGCGCAGACUGUGCUGGAAAACGGGACGUACAUUAAAGAUGAUACCAUUUUUAUCAAAGUCAUAGUGGAUACUUCGGACCUGCCAGACCCCUGACGAGUCUCUGGGGAGGUGGAUUGAGCAGAAGGCAACUCCUCUGGGGGGUUUGAACCGGCCGUCUCCACCGAGGUCCUCACGCCCAGAAAAGGACCUUGUGGAACGGAGGAAGCGGCAGAAGGUGGCCGCGGGCCGGCGGGAGGAGCCACGCGUCAGGACACACACACCACGUUUUCUAAUAGACUAGAAACACUUCACUUGGAAGAAUUAUUUAUCCUUCGACGAGAGAAAUACUGCUGUCAGAGAAGGUUUUCGUUUUCAUUUUUAAAGAUCUAGUUAAUUAAGGUGGAAAACAUAUAUGCUAAAGAAAAGAACCAUGAUUUUUCUUCCUUAAACACCAAAAAAAGAACACACACACACACACACACACACACACACACACAUGCACAUACCUGGGGAUAGCUGGACAUGUCAGCAUGUUAAGUAAAAGGAGAAUUUAUGAAAUCA
Molecule: messenger RNA, 2654 nt
Organism: Lagenorhynchus albirostris (white-beaked dolphin)
Lineage: Eukaryota; Metazoa; Chordata; Mammalia; Artiodactyla; Delphinidae
Gene: TRAF3
Product: TNF receptor associated factor 3
Exons: 13
Coding region: 501-2207 (568 amino acids)
Biological process (GO): regulation of cytokine production; regulation of canonical NF-kappaB signal transduction; innate immune response
Cellular component (GO): plasma membrane signaling receptor complex
Molecular function (GO): zinc ion binding; tumor necrosis factor receptor binding
Source: RefSeq, a predicted model, not a curated record